CAACCAAUAAUGGAUACUAAGACCGAGGUCGGGCGGGAGAACAUUUCUUUCGAAAUGGAAUCUAAACAGGAAGAUCACGCCGAAAGGUGUGACGAUUCAGUUUACAGAAAGGACACUCCUCAGGCAAAGCCGAAGGUGGAAACACAGCUGUGUAAAGAUUCUGAUACAGUGAAACGUCACCCAUUAUUCUUAAUCGUAUCUGCCAUUGCUGUUGCUUCGCUCUUAACAGCUCUUGCCACUUUGGUUUUAGCUGUGGCAAUCAUUACGGCACGGAGCGAAGUUUCCACAGGUACGGCUACCAUUACUUCUCCCUGUUGUUAGUAUUAAACACUCGUAGGUCUUGAUCCAUUCAAAUCUUAAAAGUGAUUGAAAAGGUGCACUAAUUAAACGACAGGACGAAGCAAAAAAUUAUUCACUUCGGUCCUGACUAUUUCCUGUCCAAAGAGGAAAUUAGAGGAACUUCCGGCUCGAUAUGAUUUGAGUAUUGCUAUUAUUACCAGAGCUUUCCCCGCACAUAUGAUUAGUAUUGGAUUUCUAAGAAAAUUAUUUAUAGAAGGGGAAAUCCGUCCAUCAUAAUACUUAUCCGUAAUUUUGAACGACAAGGGCAUUUCUAUUGUGUCUGCAUUAUUUGAUAUUUAGAUAAGGCUAAGUAAAAACAACUGAGCUUUCCAAUUGAAUGGCCGUUUUUAUGCUAGAGACGUUAAAGUUGUCUAAGACGUUAAAGUCGUCUCGAGAUGACUUUAACGUCUUAGACAACUUUAACGUCUCUAGCAAAAAAAGGCCAUUCAGUGACAUGCAGGAUAUUGUCACGAUUGCUUAGGAAAAGAGGGAAAAUAUCGUAUUUAAAUAGUGAAUAAUCUAUCUUUGACAUAUAAAGUGCGUUCUUCAAAAGGGUAUCUUGAUGUGAACCACUUAACACCAAGUUAGUAUCAUGAAGUAUGCAAAGGCCGAAGACACUGUAAGUGAUGCAAAUGCUCUGAGUCGUUGAAUUGAGAACUUUGACCAUUUUUCAUCUCUUUCUAGUAUCUAAAAUUGUUAGUUGGGGCACGAGAAGUAAACCAUGUGUGUAAUAAUAUCUGCAAAAGAUGAGGUUAUAAAAAAUUUCAAUAGUGAAAAGCAUAACUGGCUGGGGCUUUUGGAAUUAAACCCGUGAAUUCACUUAUUAACACAAAAAUCAACCCCCUUCCCCCCCCCUUCCCCCUUAUCAAAUUUGAAAUUGAAAUUUUGAUUAACAUACAUACCAAGAAAAUUCAAAGUUCCAUGUAGAUAAUUAAAAAUGGUAAUAGGAACGAGUGGAGUUCAAUUCGGUGUGUGAUCAUAAGAUUGAUUGUCAAUCACUCGUAUCAUUACUGACAGAAUUGGACGACUCUAAGUCCUGUUGCCAAUUAAUUAUGACCAUUAAAAUUUAGGGAAAAAAACAAAAAAACAAAUAUAUUUAUAUGAGAAAGGGCUUUUAAUAAUGAUUAUCCAAAACAUGAUCAUUAAAAUCUUCGACAAAAGCGAAAUGCAACGUUUAAAAACGGCUUUCAAAACAGAGAUAAAAAAAAAGAAAAAAAAAGUCUAAAACCACUCAAGCAAAACGAUUACUUAUCAACAACCAGUCAUUUCCACCGUUCAAGUGUCAAUCAAUUAAACAAUCAACCGGGCGUACAGCCAAGGAACGAAAAAUUCACAGAAUUUAAAAAUCGCGCCGUGGUAAGUUUCGAAAAAAUAGUCGCCAUACAUCUACCGCAGCUAUCUCUAGAAACAAAAGAAAGCAUUACAACUUUUUUUAAAGAAUCUCUUGUAAUUAUAUCAAUCGACUAAUCUGAGUCCAAGUCGAUGAUUACCAGCCUUUUCCUUCGUCUUUUGCUUCGCGAGGAAUCUCCAGAAGGUACGUUAUUGUUUGAGUCGAACACACACCGGUUGAACACUUGACAAGGAGCCUGUUGGAGAGUUUUUGUCGCCAUUGUGACAGACUGUCAUGGUGUGAAGAAAGGAGGCAUAUCACUUGAUCCAUACGGAUUAGCUGGAAUGUCUUCCUUCAUGUUUACAUCUUCUGGGGCUUGACAAGAGGAAGAAAUAAUUGCCGGCGAUCGACCUUUGAACUAUCACUGAUAAAGUCGAUGUUGCGGCAUACCCAAUUGUUAUACGAGCCAAUUGCCUUGGUUCGCUCUCCGUUGUUUUGUCAUAAUCAUCCAGCGAAGACUCUCUGGCAUGUCCAGUAACUUGGAUAAUUUUAUGAAGUGGUUGGCCCGCUUCUUUUAAUUUCGCAACGACCGUUUUUCUUGUAGAAUGUUAUUUUUAGGUUAAUUUCUUGGCACGCUCCUCUGGUAAACAACUUGCAACUGAUUUCAUUAUUUGGCCAAUUCGAUGCUCAUCCAUUCUAGAUUUGGCCUACCAACACUUGUGGAGGGCUCAGAAAUAAUUGCAAGGUAUAAAUCUUCGCCACUCUUCGAAAAGUCGUACGAGAUCCCAUUCAUCACCGUCAGUCCCUUGCGAAAUGGCUCUUGGAAUUCCUAGGAAUUCCUAGGAAUAAAGGUGUGAAUUUUCACGGUAAAUUCGGACUGGGAAUUCCUAGGAAUUCCUAGGAAUUCCUAGGAAUUCCCAACCAUAACAACUCUGGUUCUAAAAACCUAGAAAUUCCUAGAAAUUCCCAGAAAUUCCCAGAAAUUCCCAGAAAUUCCCAGAGAUUCCAAGUUUAUAGCCAACAGGACUUGGAAUUCCUAGGAAUUCCUAGGAAUUCCUAGGAAUUCCAACUCAGAGAACCAAUGACUUUCCCUGAAAAGCUGUAAAUCUAAAAAAUUCCUAGGAAUUUCUGGGAAUUUCUGGGAACUUCUGGGAAUUUUUGGGAAUUUUUAGGAAUGUUUAAGAAUUACUGGGAAUUUUAAGCAAAAAUUUGAGGCUAAUGAUAUAAAAUAAAUACUUUAAAUUAAAAAAAACCCAGCUAAAAUUCAAGUAUUCAAUGAAAUUUAUUUAGAAGCUUAAUUAAGGCUUACAUGUAAAAUAUUUUUGAUUAAUUACUAACAUCAAUGUGUGGUAAUAUUAGGAUGGAAUUUGAUUUAUUUUUCUUUCCUUGAAAACUUCAUACGGAUUAAUCCUCAAUUACAGCUAUUCAUAUAAAAUAGUUCUAAUCAAUCAUUAAAUUUGGUUUGACACAAAUUGUGAAUAAAAUCUGUUGAUUCUCUUCCAUAAAAUACAAUAUCUUAAGUUCUAUUUAUAUAGUUAUAUUCUUGGGAGUGAAGGGGCUAAUUACAGACAAAUAAAAUUGAUUUUUUGAUUAAAAUCUUGUUGUAACUGUAACAAUAAAUUAGAAUGAAGUUAUCCUAAACUGCAAACUUAGCUGCUGUUUCUACUGUUUGUAUUUUUUUUCCUGGGCUCACAAUGAGUUGGCCUUGAAUGAGGUUGUCAACAAGAACCUUGACCAUUUUGUAUCUGGAUUCCUUGACAUCUGAAUUUGAAAAAAAAAAUAUAUAUUAAAAUAUGUAUGUUUAAAGCUCAGACCAGGCUUUUAAGAUGGCUAUGAGGAAAAGGGCAUUCAUUGGAUUCUCAAAUUGAGAAAUCUCUGUUAUAUUGAGUGACUUUUAUAUUGGAGUUAGUACAUCUCUCUCAUGGAUUUUACUAAAAAAGGGCUGAAUACAUUAUUUUGUUUUUACCAAGGAGGGCUUCUUUAUGUACUAAGGUUUGUUAUGAAUCUUGAAUGUUCCCAAACGUGACUAGAGGAAUCUUGAAACCUUGCUGAUAGGUUUAUUUUAUUGUAAAGCAUAAGCUUAAGAAACUGCGGCAUGCAAGUGACCGAUUCGAUUCUCAGAAUUAUUCUAGUUUCAGUUGCGCCGAGCGUUAUGUAAGCUUAAUUCAACUCGCUACAUCUAUUAUUUUAUAAGAUUUUGAUCUCGUAACGAAUAUCGCAAUUUUUACUCACCACAAACUUUCAAAAUCGUAGCUUUACAGAUGGCCACUCGACCCUUGUUUGUACCAGUCCAUAUGUCAACUGUUGUCCCUUCUUUUAACUCCACGGCGCCAACGACUUUCUUCUCUUUUACAACACUCACGCUAUUCUCGUUUUCCCAUUGAACCACAAUAAUAGCUAUCUUUAGAAAUGUUAUAUUAAGCAAAACAGUUGAGAAAAGCGAUCAAUCGACGAAAAGUACAUUCAAAGAUGAGCGCCAAAUGGAGUCUUCUUUGUUUCCGAUCACGGGCAUGAUCACGUGGAUCUUUUAGGACUUGUCAUUGGCUAGCAAAGUGAAUCCGCUGGCUUGCCGAUUGCAGUGUUAAGAUAAGCGCACAACUUUAUUCUGACUUCUCCGACCGGUUCUCUGCUUCUAAUUCUCCUCUACUAACUAUGUUCUAGAAGAUGGAUAGCUUGGUGAUAUAAAUAAAGAUGUGAGCUCACUCUAUGUAGAAAUAAUCGACAAGAAUCGAUCGUAUUACAAAUGCACGAUUUGUGGCCGAAAGUUGUCGAGGAAACAAAGACUCGAAACUCACUUGAGUUGUGUUAAUGGCAAAGGUGAGAAAUAACACAAGCCAAUCACAGUUUUGAAUGCGACUACAAAUCGUCUUUUACCCUCAUAUUUAUAAAAGAAGGAUACCACAUUCGGAAGUAUAAGAGAUACAUAGAUGAUCCCAGUGUACCAGUACCUAAAUCUACAAAGCUUGACCGUAGCAAGCGUUCAGCAACACGUUCCAACACCGCCAUCUCGAUUCCUCAGUCAGUCGUUUCCACUGAACUUAAAGCAGUAUUGACAACAGAGUAGAGUGCGUCUUACAAAGGAGAAACAUUUGUACAAGAGACAGGAGUAGCUAUAUGCGAUUACAGAGGUGCGUUGGAACUCUGGUCCAUAAAUAGUUAUGCACUGUAUAAAACAGUUUUGUUGAUAGCUGACAGACAGAGAAGAACAACAAGUAAACUUAAGAGCUGUUAUUAUUGAAGUGUGACUAGCACUUUUCAUUUUUAUAUAAAGAAGGACUUGUAAUUUGCACCAAAAAUAAAAAGAUGUAAUAUUUUUUUGGGAGAUCCAGUGAUUGGGACAUUUAAGAAAUUAAGUUAUGAAAGGAAACUUGGUUGGUACUUCUCACUACUAACAAGUCUUGUUGACAAAUAUUUUCAGAUCAGAGUUUCAAAUAAAGUAAAUUGAAGACGUCAUAUAAAAGGUGUUUUUCCUCAAAGGGAACAUUGACUACCUCUGUCUUGUCUGCAUGCCAAAUGUUUGCAAAGUGUGUGAAUGAUCCACAAGUAUUGGAACUCUUACAAAAAUGUUUUGUAAGAAUAAAAACAGCAAAACAAAUUACAGCAAUUAGUCAUGAAAAUAGAGCAAAAAACUGAAAAAAAAAAAAAACAGCAACAACAAUCAUGAAAAAAGAAAGAUUAAUUAGGCGUUGAAUUUGUUUGUCUAAGGCAUGAAAUUUCUACUAAAAGUAUUGUCAACAAAAAGUCUCUGACAGCGUUUGAGGCAACUGAGCUUGACUGUUCCAAGGUUUUCUAACAAAGGCGACCAGUAAUGUAGGUUAGGGAAGUAAGAUAACAAUGUAAUUAUUGUUAAUUAUUGUGGAAGUUGGCAAUUUCCAUUUAACAUACCUGACAGCUGGUUCAUGAGAAAAUCCAUAUUAAUGUAAAGAUUUACUAAAACUUAGUUUGAGUAAUAAAUUUCAUGAUCUUUAAGUUGUAAACAUGUACAUGUAUGUAUAUCUCUUGGUAAGUUUUGUAUAGCAUACCUUUUAUUGAGCCAAAGUUUUAAGCCUCUGAAAUUACUCUUUUUCUUAAAACGUUCACAUUCAAGGUAUUGAGAAUUUCUUAGAAUUUAUGUGGACCUCAGGGUAUUAAAAUUGCUUCAAAUUCAAUUCCCAGAAAUUCCCAAGAGUUCCACACCUCUCAAAUUAUAGGUAGUUUGUAAAGCUGAGAAUUCCUAGGAAUUCCAAGGGAUUCCAAGUCCUCACAAAACUGGAGUCUUCCUUUCCCAGAAAUUCCCAGUAAUUCCAAGCUUUUUAAAUCAGAGUUAAUUUGCAUAGUUGGGAAUUUUUGAGAAUUCCUAGGAAUUCCUAGGAAUUCCUAGGAAUUCCCAGAAAACUGGGAAUUCAGUUUGCAAGGGUCAUUUGCAUAAUUGGGAAUUUUUGAGAAUUCCUAGGAAUUCCUAGGAAUUCCUAGGAAUUCCCAGAAAACUGGGAAUUCAGUUCGCAAGGGGUAGACCUCACUUGGAAGUAAGAGUCUCUUGAGACUUCUGGAACUCGCCCGCUGAUGAUAGAUGCCAAAUAAUUUUUCUUCGGCGGAGAUACCUGUGGAGUAAUUCCUGCAUAAUACGAAGCGAAUCUGGUUCGUACUCUUUCCCAUAUUUUUUCCGGACUGCAGCAAAGAAUUUUGUCAGAAUCUCAUCCAAAAUUUGGGGGUUAAGCACUCCAUUUUAUUGUCGAUAUUUCGAGCUAGGCACCAAGUUGCCACACUGUCAUGUUUUUCUUGUGCGCUUUUUGUUUUUGCUUGCAGCGGACUCAUUUAACUCAACUAGACACUCGACGAACGUUCACUCGGGCUUCGUAUCAAGCGUUUUACUUAAGCAUUCACCACUGGAUAGUUUGGUAUAAUUGACUCUAAGCAUGUCUCGCAUACUGGGGCUCUACAUUCGUUUAAGGGGUCAUCAUUUUCUUCUUCAUUAGUAUCUUGCAUCAUACUCUAAUACAGGAUCACUGUCUGUUGUUCCGUUGUUUAAUGUAGCUUGUUGAUGUGUAUCAUUAUCGUCAGCAUCAUUUUGCAAAGCUGUGAGGUUGCUAUCAAUAUUGUGAAUAUCAACUAGUAUAUCUUUGUACAAUGGAUUAUAUACUUUGAGCCAGUUGAGAACUUGCUGUAUUAACUCUGGCCGUAUUCCUUGAAAAUAAACAUUUCCUCAAAGUUUGAACUUUCUUUUAAGCUUUAACAUUAGCAUAUCAGAUCUGUGAGGUGGACAAGGAAGUUGAUUACAUGUCUGAUCACGUUCUAUAGGUACACUGCUUAUUGCACCUUUAAUUUUUCUGUGUUGUUCAUUAGGCAUGACCAGAAUCUUCUCAAAUACUAUUGGUUGAGCUAUUAGUGUUUGUUCAAGUAUUUCUAGUGAGGACAGUUUUGUGGGUAUUUCAUCCAAAUGAGUGUUGAAUAUUGAAAUAUGUUUGGCGAGGGUACUUCUUGUUUAUGCAUGUUAUUACUGAUUUCAUAUAAAGUAUUCAGUUAUAGUCAGUACAUAUAAAAUAAGGGCCUUCUCUUAUUUUCCUCUUAAACUGGUUAAUACACAAUUCAACUGAUCUGGCUUUCAUUAAUCUCUCAUUGCAUUGGGAAAGUAAUUCUUUCUUCUUUCUAGCAUCCUUAGUUAAAUAUUUUCUUUAAAUGUCUUCCAGAAACCUUUUUUGGCAACAGGUUCCAUGCUGUUAUACAUGUUUUUUUCUGUGUUUUCUCGUGAUGUGUUUCCUUUCAAUUUCAAUAAUUUUAUUUGGACAGCAAACAAAUUAUAAAUCAUAUUCCAUAGUCUGACAUUCCUGUUUAUUUUGAAUAAUAUUUUAUUAAUUUUCUCUACUAGAUUAUUCACACCACGAACAUGUUUUGUCUGUUUGGUUGCAGGUGAAUGACUGUCUUCAUAGGUCAGAAGAGAAAACAAUUGCUUUACUUUUGUAUUUUGUUGAUAAAUACAAGUUAUACUGUGACUUGAAAUCCACAUUAAAAAGCCUGUUUUCCCAGUGUAGUUCCUCAAAAUCAAGGUCUCUGAGGAUAUUCUGCUUUCAGUUAAAUUACUUAAUUCUCCAUGACUUACUUCACUGAUGUGUACAUUUAUGUUAUUGCCAAAAAUUAUAACACUGUCAGGCUGGGUAACAGAUGUUAAACAGUGCUUACUGUGCAUUGAAUUGUUAAGCUGAGAUCUAUUUUCAAUGAUUGCAUCUAAGGUAUUUGAGUACCAUUAACUACAAGGUGAAAUGAUCAAGUAACAUAUUGAAUAAAGAACUACUGCAAAACAGUAGUCUUUGUAACACUUGUGUUGACCUGAUGAUCUCUUUAAAACCUCUCUUAUAAUAUUGCUUAUUGUCAUGUCAUAUUUUGUAAUUUGUAAACCUUCUAGUUCACACAGCUCAGUUGCUCCACACAAACUUUGAAAGUAACACACUAAGUUGUCUGUAGAUAAUAUAUCUAAUAGAACACAUCCCUCGAGCGUGACUUUUACCAUAAACAUCUCUAGCAUGUUAGUCAAACACUAUAAAUGGCCAUUAUCAGCACAGUAACUAAUAAUUACAGCAGUACAUCCAACUGUUGAAAUAAAUGACCUAAAUAGUUCUGAUAUCAAUGACUCAAAAGCUCUUUUCAGGCCUAUAAAGUAUUGAUAUCCCUCAAUGGUAGGCUCACCAUAGACAUUACCAGUGUAACCUUCCCUGUAUUUUAGCUAGUAAUCUUCCUCUAGUAGUGUAAGCAUUGAUGGUAAAUCUGUUGGCAGUGAAAAUGAUUGUCUACUAGAUAAUUAUGACAAACUACUAUAUAGUUUAUUUCCAAUAUGCAUUAUUUGUUUCAAGUCAACAGGAUUACCUAUUCCUUUCAUAUUGUGGUAUGUUAAUGCCAUAAACUCAUUGCAACACAUUGUUGCCCUGCAUUUUGUCCAAAUACAACAACAUCCCCUUGACUAUAUGGUGCUUUUCUUAUUUUACUGGGAUCCACUUGGUGUAACCGGGACCAAGGUUUUUUUGAUAUAAUUAUAGAGCUUGUUCUUUGUACAAUUGCCUCUGUGGAUUACACCCUUGUAAUCACCAUAUGGGAAAUUACACAAAAAUAACCUUAAGUAUUUGAGAUAUUUCUUUCCCUGUUUAUCUCUUCUUGAAUUGUACACAUAUCUCUUUGAAGAGUCAACGUUUCUUGUUCUAAAAAUUGGUUUCCUAAUUUUUUUGUACAAACCUGACUCUUGUUUUAUGUGCACUUUUCUUUCGUGUUGCUAAUUUUUAAUAAGAUCACGGACUUUCGAUGACUUUAGUACGUUUUUAUUUUAAAAGGCUCCGUACAUAACUCUGUAAUUUUCUAAUUUUCUGAGAGAGAAGUUUGAACAUCUUCACUGGUACUCUGCUUGGUUCACGAUCACGUUCACACGAGACUUACACGAAACACGAUUACAAUUAUAAUAUCCAUACUUUGCACGACGAGAUCUGAAUUGUUAUACCUUUAUUGACACUAACAUCAUUAUGGUCAUGUACAUUAGUCAUAUUGAGAACUUUUUUCUAGUAGAUCACAAUCAUCAAGAGUAUUCAUCAUGUCUUCUACUAAGCACAUACAACUCCAUGCGAAGAGCAAACCAACAUUCACGACCGCUUGUUACAAUAUUAAUAGUGCUUAUGUACGAAAUACCAAAUCGUACUUUACAAGUAUUGAACCCAAUAAAAAUCAAUAAUAGAAACUGGAUAUUUAAUGGAAGAGCUAAGCGUAGAUAUUUAACCUCACUAUCCACUACUUGCUUCUGUCAGUAUCCUUAUCAAAUUCGCUGUUGUUAGUGCCACCUUCGAAGUUGUGUUCACGAGCAUUCUUGAUUUUUUCAGCAAGUAAGGUGUUCGUCUCAGCAUCAUAAUUUGUUGUUAAAUCGGCUGUCACGGUUUUGCUUGUAAUUUCGUAGUUUGAACCACAUAUGGCUCAUUUGUUAUCUCGUGAGAACUAGUAUGAACUUUGCACAUUUGGCUAGCUUUCAAGCUAUAGGCUUCGUAGACUGGCACAUUCCGAAAUGCUCGACGUCAUUUUGUACGUGAGAUGAGCGUACAAGACAGGAAUCUUUGCUAGGCGGUCCACACAAACAACGGCAUUCUAUUAAUUAUGUUUACGAAGAGCGAGCACAUGAUAACACAAGUUGUUGGACUCUCAUCCCCAGUUUCCGCGGUUUACGCGAGGAACGCCUGGGACCAUGAUCCCCCUUUUAGCGGGAGUUACUACAUCGCGGGCGACGAGUGGCGGAAGAAGAAAAGAUCGAAAUACGAGUGGUCAGCUGGGAAACAACUUUAAUACUUCAUAUAGAGACAUAUCAGUUAUAGUUGCGGAAAACAAUAGUGUUGUAAAGCCCGAAAUAUCAACGUUAUAUUACGCUAAAUAAAAUGUUAAGCAAUUUUUCAAAAGUGUUGAUGGCACAUACAUCUUUUACUGUUGCAAUAAACAGUGAAGGCAUCGGAAAAGGCAUCAAUGGUAUCGGGAAAUGCACCAAGAAGAAUUAUAUUUACGUUUUGUAACUUGCUGCGUGACGUGCGUGACGAAAAAAGAAAACCAAAACCGUGGUCUCCAAAUGAAUUCUCCCACCUUAAUCUUGCCCCAAUAAAUUUUCAAAUUUUUAGCAACUUCACCUCUUCCUAUUGGUAGGUCCGGCCAAGCCUUUAUGGUCAUUGGCCCCCGUAUAGCUUCUAACUAUGGCUUAUAAAUAGAGGUGUUAAAUCGUUAAAACGCGUCGGAGAAUAAAGAAAAUUUUACAACAACUGUUCGAAGAGUGCUGCUCACCACUUUAGUAAAUUUGGUGCGAUAGCUGUGGUCAGUUUUUCUAUUCAGGUUGUAUGGCAGAGACGUGGGGGGGGAGGGGCGGAGACACCAACACAACAUUUCACCUGCCGUUCGGUUCGAAAGUUAAGUUUUCAUCCCGAGUUCAUUGUCGUUGGAAUUCUUCAGAAAUAGUGAUUUGGGAAGUAUCCGUUUGUUGCACUUCCACGGACAUUAACGAUGUUUCAGCCACUGUACUGGCUGUGUCUCCUCCAACCUGCUAGACAAGUCAACUAACGAACAAUUCAACUUUACAAACAAACUAUUGUCAAAUUCGAAGUAACCUAAAAAAAAGGCUGCAAGUCAUAAUCUACUCUUUUCCAGUUGAAGAUCGAAAUGUUCUUUUACUUCUGAAUUUCGACAUUGUUUCUCGUAAAUGCAGUGCUGUUAUUAUAGGCAUUCCUUGCGAAUGACGCACUAGCUUGGAAAGAUCGUUUACAUAUAACUGGCAGGAAGAUGGUCUUUUGCUUACCAAAUUUUUGACAGUUGAACAAAUAAUUCUCUAGAUAGUGAUUGAAUGCAAUAGUUAAAAAAUAUCUUGGUUCUAUUUCUCCCUUUUUGUAUAAGAGAGAUGUUUGGCGAACGGUGUCAACAUUUACUUAUCAAUGUAUGAAGCUUCAACAUGUGUUCAGUGAUUUAUCUUUUAUCUAUUUAUCCGUUUGUUCAUCUUUUCAUUUGAAAUCCUUCGUUAUUUUUUGUGUACAUUUGCUAUGUUUUUCUUAUUGUUUCCUUUUUUCUAGAAACGUCAGAACUUCAAAAGAAUGUGCAAGAGUUGAAAAGGAACCUCUCCGCGUUAGGAGAUUACUCGGUAGGAGUGAUCCUUAAUCAUUAGUAGUGAUCAGUUAAAAGCAAAAGUGCACUGAUGUGAAAUACACAGGCACAUGUAUAUACAUAAGACUAAAGGCCUUAAGAGGACUUUUAACUCCCUGAGUAUUAGUUAAUAUAGUAUAGAAAUAGAGAUUUUAAAAUGACCUUUAAUACUUCCCUGGAGUGCAGGCUGGAGGCAUCGUUUUUGUGGUAACAACGCGGCACUUUUGCUUUAACUUUUUCAAUAGGGUGAUGUAAAUUUUAUUCCUAACCAGGCUGAUAAACAUUAAUAUAGGCCUAGAUGUCAUUAUCACAGACAUUAUUAGUGUUCUCCUAAUUUUUUGAACCAAUUUUGGAAGCAUAGUAGUUGCUAACCUUAUAUUGCAAAUUGCACACCCAUAUAGCCAUCAUCAUAAUUAGAUCAUUAUGAAUAACUAAUGCCAAGAAAGCAUUCUUCAAAAAAGAAAUUCGAUCAGGAAUAUUGAUCUACAUUUUUUGUUGUUAUAGGUUUCAGGGGAUGUAAAGGAACUGAAGAGAAACGUAAGUUUACAAUUCAUUCACCCCCACUUUCCUUAAUAAACUUAAUCAUUAUCUUAUUGUUAAUAAUAACGAUAAUGAUAAUGAUCGUAAAUGAACCAUUCAUUCAAAAUGAUAUGAUGUUGAGAGGUUUCUUUUCUUUUCUUUUCUUUUCCUCCUUAUGUUAGGUCUCAGCAGAGUUGAAAGGGCUAGAGAUAAAGGCAAGUUUAAAUUCAUCCAUUUCCAAUUCCAUCUAUAUUAGGAAAAAGAUUACAAUGAGUUCAUUAAGUUCAACACGAGUGUCUUACUCUAUGGCAGAUGAAAAAAGAUAUGGAAAACAUGAAAAACAAGGUAAGUUUCAAUACCAAAAUUAAGAAUUUAUGUUUUUCUGAAUCUCUCACUGUUACGAUUCCUAUCAUCAUUUUUUUCAAAAACAAAACGAGGACUGCUCUACUUAAUUCACCAAAUUUAAUAGGCCCACUAAUUCUAUAACACAAUAACUUGGCCCGUUUUACCUUUUAGGGCAAAAAUACAGAGCUACAGGAUAUCCGUCUCACAAUACAGGAUGCUACCCAAGUUUUGAUUGGUCUAAAUACAAGCGUAAAUGAGAGGUUUCUGCAUUUUCAACAAAGAAUCAUGGAACUGGAUCAAAAGGUACUUCUACCGCAAAUGUAUUUCUAUAUGCUUUUUCGAACCGAAUUUCGAAUCAACCAAUCAGAGACUUGAUCUGAAAUAUGGAGCAAUGCCAAGUCACUGCCCUAGGCUUCACGAUAUUAUUUCCUCCGAUUAAAGUUAAGUAACUUAAUGGUCAUCACAAAGUACGUGGUACACAUAUGCCUCUAAACCUGUGCAAAAACAGAGACUGUUUUCUAUCGUGAGUAAAAGGGGAUUUUCGAAGAUUGUCAAACGUACAACUCCUCACAGUUUGCAAGGGUCUGCAUUGAACAAUGCUACCCCAGCAAAUUCUGAGGUUGUUUUGAAAGUGACCUGUUUAUAUACAUUUAAUGUCUGUGGAACGCAAGGGAUAGUUUUUUUUUUGUAUUUCAUGUCAAGCUUGAAAAUGUCACAAUCGAGAUUAGCUUCAACUUAGCUUAUUGUUCAAAAAGUUCCUCAACACGAACCGUUUUUACCGGCUUAGACGAGCAUUUGAUACUUCCAUGUAACAUUUCUACUGUUUACGUGGUCAUUCCCUAAAGCAAAUACUUGUAUUACUAUAUGCACUUUAUAAUGAGCAUAAAUUUUCAUUAAUCACUUGUUUCACGCCCGUUUAUGGACUCGUUCUUUCUUCUUCGCAAGCCUUGUAAUAAGGCAACUGACUGAUUAUUUCUACCUUUAUAUGGUUAAAGUUCCUAUAACAUGGAAUAUUUUUUGCGUGAAUAUUUAGCUUAUUACGUGUACAAACCAAUUCCGUCAGAAGAAGGUUUUAAAAAAACCUAAACACCGUUUUUUCGGGCCCUAAAGUGCUCAUAUUUUGUAUUAAAAGUGUCCCGUGGACUGGUAACGAAUUAGCGGGUGAUGACGCAGCAAACUGUGAAAAUUCUCAGCUGAAAGUCACAAAUCUCUCACAUCUCAUGUAAUUUUGUAUCAGUUAGAGUUGAAAUACUCUAGAAAUAAUGUCCGAUAGCAAUGUCUAAUUACCUCAGGUAAGCUUUACGGCGAGUUGCUAUACAUCGUACUUAAUUAGUAAGAAGAAAUGGAAGUUGGAGAGGAGGAGAAGGAGAACCGCGUGCAUCAAACGAAGAUUUCGACGAAGACUGAUAAAGACGGUUUCUCGCUUUAAGUCAAGAGUAGAACAAAAAAAACCCCGUCACUGAAUGCUUAGGUUUUUGCGUUUGUGUUUUGUUUCCAUGACGAAAUCUGUCAAGAAUGGGUAGCUGUGUUCGUUUCUGUCGCCAUAACAUUUUAUUCGUUCGCACUGAGCGCGGCGAAGGUUGCCUUAGGUCAAUGCUCUAGAGUUUCGUUGCUAUAGGGUAUUUCUCUUUGGAAACCAAAAGCUAACUUUGACAAAAAAAUCAGCUGUAUCACGAGGCACAAUGAUUUUUCGCCGAGAGGUCAUCGGGCAGUUUCACUGCAAGUUUCUCCUUUCCUCAGAGAUUGCAAAAGCAGAGGCUAUCGUCGUCGAGCCAGUCAAAAGGAAAACGAGUGAGUUUAUAGUCAUCUGAUUCAAGUUAAUCGCAGAUAGAGAUUUCAACAGAGAAAAACUUCUUAGUUCAAGUGCAGCAUUGUCAAGUGACCCGUUUCGAUGAAUGGCAAACAACUGAAAUCAGUAUUGUAAAUAAAUAUUUCGUACGCAAGGACUUUCACACGGCGCUUGGAUUUGCUAUCAUAUAUACGUUUAUUUAUUUAUCUCGUUGCAGUGCUGUUAUCUCUGUGACAUUGCUAUUGUUGCUACUUUUAGUUUCUUGAGGGCAGGGGGAAUUGAUGGCUCUUGGGAUGGAUUCUCCUAGCCUAGGCUAGGAGAAUAUACGGCCCCUUUGAGCUUGUGUUUAUAUCCGUAUAUAGAGGUUAUAUAGAGGUUUUGCAUUGUACACACAACAGAAUAUCGGCCAGCUCAGCGAAGGGCUCGAAACUUAUACAAAUGGCGUAUUUCUGUUAUCAAAAUACGAUGGACACCACAAUUGAUAGAAUUUUCAUACGAUAAGAGAAGUGCAAAUGUAGUCAUGUGGAAAUACAAGGAAUAUGAGUACCCAAGCGCGUGAAAAACAAUAUGGAGCUCACCAUUGUACGCUUGUGAAAUGUCAGCCGAAAAAAGUGUUGAACAGUCAGAUGUGGGAACAGGCCCUUUGAUCAGCAUUAAUUAGCAGAAUUAAACGGUUUAUAUCUCCCCCUGGGUUUGAUUAAUGGUAUGUGUUCAUAACAUCCGCGUUCGUUACGGAGCAAAAGGCCGAUGACAUUGAAGAGUAAAAUCUCCUCGAUCUCGACGAUGUCGAAACGCGUCCAUGUUUGCUAUACAACUACAUCCUUUGGAAAGGAGUGGACAGAAAUACCCGGUACAUUUGUAUUGUUCUUUAAGCUAACAUCAUUUGGCGCUCCGGCCAACAAAUCGUCCUUUCAAUGCACAAAAAAAUAGUCCAGGAGAGCUGGUUGGUUAUUUCUAAUUUUAAACAAAGUUAUUAACCAGAAAAUGCAAAAACAUCUUCAUGUCAUAGGCACUUUAAAAAAAAUAUCCGUGGUUCUCAUCAUGAGUAUCUUGGCUUACACUUUUCAUCAAUGAACCUCCCGUUUUGACAGUGCCAGUGCCACUACCACUGCCACUGCCACUGCUACUGCCACUCUCACCGUCCCCGUCCCCGUCCCCGUCCCCGUCCCCGUCCCCGUCCCCGUCCCCGUCCCGUCCCCGUCCCCGUCCCCGUCCCCGUCCCCUCCCCCUCCCCCUCCCCCUCAAUGUCACUUUCACUACUACUACCACUUCCACUGUCACUUUCACUGUUACUUUCACUGCUACUACCACUAUCACUACCACUGCCGCUGUCACAUUCAUUGUCACUGUCACUGUCACUGUCCCUGUGACUUUCACUAUCACUGUCACUAUCAAUUUCAUUGUCACUGUUUCUGUCACUGACACACCAUCAUUGUCACCGUAAAUUUCACUGACACUUUCACUGUCACUGUCACUUUCACUGCUAUUGCACUUUCACUGUUACUAUCUCUUUUAUUGUCACUUUAGCUGUCACUGUCAUCUCCACUAUUACCGCACUUUCACUGUCACCGUUACUGUCAUUUUCACUUUCACUGUCGAUGCCACUGCCACUGUCACUGUUCCUGUCACUGUGCUUGUUCAUGUCCCUGUCACCGUUGCUUUCACUUUCACUUUCACAGUCACUUUCACUGUCACUGUCACUGUUACAGUCAAUAUCAUUGCUAUUGCCACUUUCACUGUCACUUUCACAGUCACUGUCACUGUCACUGUCACUUUCACUGCUACUGCCACUACCACUGCCACUGCCGCUGUCACAUUUACCGUCACUGUCCCUGUCACUUUCACUAUCACUGUCACUAUCAAUUUCACUGUCACUGUUGCUGUCACUGUCACUUUCACUAUUAUUUCACUGUCACUGUCACCAUCACCAUCAUUGUCACUUUCACUGCUAUUGCAUUUUCACUGUUACUGUCACUUUUAUUGUCACUUUCACUGUCACUGUCACUUCCACUAUUACCGCACUUUCACCGUCAAAGUUACUGUUACUUUCACUUUUACUGUCGAUGCCACUGCCACUGCCACUGUCACCGUCACUGUCGCUGUCACAUCUAUGGUCACUUUCACUGUCACUGUCACUUUCACUAUUAUCACACUUUCACUGUCACUGUUACUGUCACUUUCAUUUUCACUGUCAAUGCCACUACCACUGUCACUCUCACAGUUACUGUCAUUGUCACCGUCACUGUCACCGCCACUGUCACCGCCACUGUCACCGUCACUGUCACCGUCACUGUCACUGUCACUGUCUUGUAACUGCCACUGUCACUGUCUUGUAACUGCCACUGUCACUGUCACUGCCACUGCCACUGUCAUUGUCACUCACUGUCACCAUCGCUUUCACUUUCAUUUUUGCUUUCACUGUCACCGUCAUCGUCACUUUCUCUAUCACUGUCACUGUCACUGUCACUGACAUUGUCAUUGUUACUGCGGUAAAUGUCAUUAUUAUUGCAAUUUUCUUCAGUUUCAUCGUGGCUUUAUUAUUUCAUUUUCACUGUCAAUGCCACUACCACAGUCACUCUCACAGUCACUGUCAUUGUCACCGUCGCUGUCACCGUCACCGUCACUUUCACUUUCACUGUCUCUUUCACUUUCACUCUCAGUCUUAGAACUGCCACUGUCAAUGUCAUUGCUAUUGAACUUUUACUGUCACGGUUACUGUCACUGUCACUUUUAUUGUCACUGUCACUGUCACUGUCACUAUUACUGCACUUUCACAGUCACUGUUAGUGUCACUUCACCGUCAAUGCCACCGCCACUGCCACUGUCACUGUCACUGCCACUGUUACUGUCACUGUCACUGUCACUGUCACUGUCACUGUCACAGUCACUGUCACUGUCACUGUCACCGUAACUGUCACUGCCGCUGCCAUUGUCACUCACUGUCACCAUCACUUUCACUUUCAUUUUUGCUUUCACUGUCACCGUCAUCGUCACUUUCUCUAUCACUGUCACUGUCAUUGUCAUUGUUACUGCGGUAAAUGGCUUUUUUAUUACAAUUUUCUUCAGUUUCAUUGUGGCUUUAUUGCUAUGGUUAUUAUGAAUAACGUUGUUGUUUUUUCAUUGCGUAGGUGAAAAAUACUACUGGCAGCACGGGCAUCAUAGGACCACCUGGAGUCAACGGUACUAAUGGGGACACUGGACCUGUCGGACCUCCCGGACCUUCAGGAUACAAUGGUACUAAGGGUGGCAUUGGACCUGCCGGACCUGCAGGACCUCCCGGACCUCCAGGUUUUAAUGGUACUCAGGGCCUCGCCGGACCAUCUGGAGAGCCUGGUGUUCAGGGCCCUCGUGGACCAUCCGGGUACAAUGGAACCCAAGGACCCCCUGGACCUGGGCCCAGUUCCUGCGCUUUCAAGACUUCAUCCAGUUCUGGAAUGACAGCAGACCCUGCCGCUGUACAAGCAGUUCUAGUUACAGAACCAAACGUAGGUUACAGAUUAGCUCUUUAUUUGGUACAGAAAAAAAAAUUGAGCGAUUUAUUUGCAAUUUGUUCCCAAAAGUUAUCUCUUAUUGGUUCUUCGAUAUCAUAAAUGAACUUUAGGAGGCUUUGACACUUUUGAUCUCUAAAUUUAACGUAGAGUGGUUCCCUGGAUUUUUUCUCAAGUUUAAAGGUUGAUAGGUUGAAAUGUUGCAAUGAACGAAGUUAUCCCAAGAGAUAUGUAGAUUUGAAUAAAACCUAUCACCACAUUUACGCGGCAAAAACGUUUGAUGAUGACAUUCCCCGCUUCCAAGAGUGGUAUCAAUGUCGUUUUCAUGCAAACAUCCGCCUGUUUUGGUAUUUUUACCCGAUUUUUAGUGAAACAACUGGUAUUUUACUUCAAAAGUUUUCCUCUGAAAUAACGAUUUACGAUUAAAAAUGCCCAAUAUGCAAAUUUUUCUGAGUUAUCAGAUGCUAAACGCUAUCAAAGAGAAAGGAUGACGAGAUGGCCGGAAAAAUCUAAAGGUCAAGCCGUUUUCCAAAGAACUACUAAAUUUGCUGUUUAGAAGCGGAGACGAGCAACUUUCUGUAGUCAACGAAACCCGGUGAAUAGAUUCAUCAAUUAACUAGUUGUUUACUCAACUUCACGGCCAGAAAAUUCGAGUAGCAUUCAUCUGCAAAUUCUGAAAGUAGUAUAAUUCUGAAAUAAAAACAGCUUCUAUUUAAAAAUAUUUUUAAGACAUAUUAACACUUGAAGUAAUAUUCAUAGGUACAAAGAGUGUCCAAAUAUCGAAAAGCCUCACUUAAAGGCAACAACCUUCCCUUAUUUUUUCCACCUUUAGUCCGUCUCGCUUUUGAGAUUCGAAGUAUACUCAACUCCCAAGUUCAUUUCGACGCUUUUGAGUCUCAAAUCUCCAUCAGUUUUUGGCGAGUUGAUGUUUUUAGCAUAUAUGAAAGAAGACAUUGAACAACUCAUUACGAACCUCAGCACGAACUUAUUGGGGAGGUUCGUUCUACCGCCAGAUAUCAAUUAAAGUGCGUUCUUUACAAUUUCGUACCCUUCAGGAUAUCUACGGUCAGUUUUAUAAUUCUACAAGUAAUGAUCUCCUUAGCCCUUCAGGGCACGACGAAAGGUUUUCAAAUAUAUUUAUUUUCAAAAAAGCUUCUGACUCUGUAUUUUAGACCAAUUAAAAAAAUAAAAUAAACUAUGAUGCGCGAACGACCUGCCCGCUUGAGAACCUGGUAAUGCGUUGUUUUAUCCCAGCUUAUACAUUUAGACGCCGGUAUUUAAAAAAACGCGUGUUUCUUUGUUAGGUUCCUAGAUUUGAAGGAUGUAUUUAUGAUAACAUCAGGCCUGUGAUAACAUGGUGCACAAAGCAUGUCUCAGAUUAUGGUUGUUGGCCUUGUGCAUCUUACAUCAUGAAUGAUAUAACAUGUACACUUGCCUAAUCUCGAAAAGGAAAAAAUUGGUUCAGGUUUUCGCAUUUCGAACUCUUGACACCAUUUUUUAUUGUCAUUAUUGUUAUCAUAAUCAUUAAAGGUCUUUUUUCUCUUUCAGGGUAAGACGUUUAUUGGUGUAAGCUGUGAUACAAAUGAUGCAAAAGUUGCUAAAUUAUCAAGCACCAGCUCAGGUGGAAAGAGAACCUUCAAGUGCUCUUGUGAGGGUACCCUAACAACUGGAGAACCAAAGAUGGUUUGCUAUAUCCACUACUGGGAGUGUCAGUUAUAAAGAGGAAAACGUUAAGCCAUUUGUUUAACAGGAGUCAUUUUAAAGAUGUUUAUAGAAUAUUGAAUCAAAAGCGAGACGAAAAAACAAUUUAGUUGUCUAACGUAAGCGCUAUAUUACAUUUUUAUUUGUAGCAAAUAUUUUUACAGAAGAAACAAAGCUUUCUUGCCAUGUACACUGCUGGAAACCUAAAGCUAUUCCUUUGACAUGAUACUUUGUAUCAAGCGGAUGAGGGGGUGUCAAACCAGCGGUCAGAUAAAGAAAACCAACAAAUCAAUAGAAGUUAAACUGUUUUAUUUCUUGAAGGCAUCAUUUUAAACUAUGUCGUCGAGUUAUAAAUAUUUUUGAACUUGCACAGUUCUGGCAGGUUCCGAAUAAUGUAUGAUUUAAUCACAUUGCAGCCAUUAUUGACAGCUAAUUUAAGACUUAGUCCAUCGCUCUGUAGGACGGCAACAUAAUUAUGUCGUUGUGAGCGUUUUGUCGUUUUCUGUUGGAGGGCAUUUCAACUAAGUGUGGUAAAAUUAAAACCAAAAUAAUCAUCCUAUGAGAUCGCAAAGUAAAAUAAAUCAAUGUUUAAAAUGUGUAAAAUCGUGUUUGACCAAGAAGCGAUUGGAUUAAGUUUUGAUGUGAUUGGUUGUGAGGAUGGCGUGAGCUUUCUGGACCAAUCACAAAGCGAAGUGGAACAAAACCAAAGCAAUCUACGAUUACUUUUGACAGUCAAUUAAAAUUCGCCCUAUUUACCGACAGUGUGUUUAAAUUACCUGGUUUCGAGUUAUUAUUGUGAAAUAUUAGUUAUCCAUACUAAUUCAAAUAUGUACAACGCGGUUCCUAUGUCUCCACCGACUUCUGCUCCAAUUGGCAUAGGAUUAAGGAAUUAAUCCUGGUUUUACUCACUCAGCC
This is a messenger RNA of Pocillopora meandrina, 20041 nucleotides long. The record is from the annotation of a GenBank genome assembly. Lineage: Eukaryota; Metazoa; Cnidaria; Anthozoa; Scleractinia; Pocilloporidae.